CUUGACUGGCAGUUUUUAACUCUGGAGCACACAUGUAACAGAAAGCCAGGUUAAGCCGACUGAAAACAAUCAUGCCGAUCCCACUGCUGAAUGCCUUCUCCCUCCUCACGGUCUUUCUCAACCGCGUGCUUGCUCUGGUGGACCGAGCCGUCCACUAUGCCACCGGAUAUGUGCUCUACUACUGCUUCAAGGGGCUGAAGCCGCAGACUCACACGCGCCCGCACAAGACCAAGGAUGGCCGCUUCUACUCGCCGGCGGUCGUGAUCACGGGCGCCAGCGAGGGUGAGAGAGCCUUGCUCGGCCUCGUCUCCCAUUGACUACGUCCAACAUGACCAACUGACUGCCACAGGCAUCGGCCUCGCCACGGCCAUCUACCUCGCGUCCAAGGGCUACACCGUCUUCGCCACGGCCCCCGACGAGACGGAGCUCUCCAAGAUCAGAGAGGCGGCCGACCGGACCAACGCGGCCAACGCGGGCAAGACGGGCGGCGCGAUCCACCCGGCCGUCAUGGACGUGCUCUCGACGGACUCGAUCGCGCACUGCGCGUCGCACAUCGAGUCGGUGCUGGGCGGCGACCGGGACCGGCCGCUCGUCGGCGUCGUCAACAACGCGGGCUACUGCAUGAUCGCGCCCAUGGAGCUGACGCCCGACGCCGACGUGCGCCGCAUCUUCGAGCUGGACUUCUGGGCCUACGUCGCCGUCAUCCGCACCUUCCUGCCGCUCAUCAAGCGCAACAAGGGCCGCUUCGUCAACGUCGGCAGCUACGGCGGCUACGUGAACCCGCCCCUGUGGGCGCCGUACUGCGCGCUCAAGGCGGCCAUCGAGGGGAUGACGAGGGCCUGGAGGCUUGAGCUGAUGCCCUUUGGUGUUGGUAGGUGGCCUUGAAGCGGAGUUUGGCGGGCAUGUGAAGCGGCGCUGACGUUGGGACAGGUAUGACAACGAUCCGUCCGGGCUGGACGAGGACCGGAGGCGCUGGUCCCAAGGUGAGCGCCGCCUGGGACCAGUACUGGGACAACGUCUCAAAGGGCGCCGUCGGCGUCGACAGCUUUGGCAGGAUCGUCAGGGCCGACGGGCCUGUUCCGGAGGCCGAGGAGAGGGUGUACCGGCGCAUGUCGCCGUGGAAGGCGCU
Thermothielavioides terrestris NRRL 8126 is the source of this 1129-nucleotide messenger RNA. RefSeq lists its product as uncharacterized. The transcript has 2 exons. The record is from RefSeq and is a predicted model, not a curated record. Lineage: Eukaryota; Fungi; Ascomycota; Sordariomycetes; Sordariales; Chaetomiaceae. The coding region runs from base 508 to 885 and encodes 125 amino acids.